Messenger RNA from Manduca sexta (tobacco hornworm), 1552 nucleotides. Its product is annotated as cysteine synthase. The coding region runs from base 164 to 1042 and encodes 292 amino acids. Gene Ontology annotation, molecular function: cysteine synthase activity. Gene Ontology annotation, cellular component: cytoplasm. Lineage: Eukaryota; Metazoa; Arthropoda; Insecta; Lepidoptera; Sphingidae. The record is from RefSeq and is a predicted model, not a curated record. The transcript is spliced from 3 exons.
GAUAAGAAAGAUAUUAUGUUAACAAGUAUGAUAUUAAAAAAAUAUCAGAAAUUUGUUGUCAGUAUCAGUUAAGGGUUUGUUUCAUAAGGCUAAAUUUAAGUGGUCGGUUGACUAAAUUAUUUGUUACAGAAUCCUAAAUUCAGCGCGUAGUGACAGGUGAAAAAUGGCGCCCAUCGACGGAGUUGACAACGAGAUCAAGUCCUCUGCAUUGGACCUCAUCGGCAACACGCCCAUCGUAGCUCUGGAUCGACUUUACACCGGGCCCGGCAGAAUUCUUGCAAAAUGCGAAUUCAUGAACCCCGGCGCUUCUAUUAAGUGUCGAUCGUCGUUGUGUAUGAUCAAAAAGGCGCUUGAUUCUGGCGAACUGAAGCCUGGAGCACCAGUGGUGGAGGUGACGUCAGGGAACCAGGGAUGCGGGCUCGCUGUCGUCUGCGCGGUGCUCGGACAUCCCCUCACGCUUACCAUGUCUAAAGGUAACAGUACCCAACGAGCUAUACAUAUGGAGGCUCUCGGAGCAAAAUGCGUUACCGUUCCUCAAGUCGAGGGAACGUACGGUAACGUAACACUUGCUGACGUCAAGGCCGUCGAGGAAGUUGGCUUGAAAAUUAUCGAAGAAACCGGCGCGUACUAUGUUAAUCAAUUCAAUAAUGAUGCUAAUGCCAAUUCGCAUUAUGAAACCACCGGGCCUGAGAUUUGGAGGCAGACUGGACAGCGAGUGGACGCGUUUGUUGCGACUGUUGGAACGGCAGGAACAUUUACCGGUACAGCGAGAUAUUUGAAGGAGAAAAAUCCUGAAAUUAAAACUUUCGUUGUAGAGCCAUCCGGUUCUGAACCCAUUAAAGGAGAUGCGAUCACAAAGCCACUUCAUUUACUGCAAGGCUCAGGAUACGGCUGCGUCCCGAACCUGUUCAAGUUUGAAUAUCUGGAUGAACCCAUCAGCGUCACUGAUGAAGAGGCCGUGGAGUACAUGAAGUUAAUGAGAGAUCUAAGGAGGGUCUAUACGUUGGCUACACCAGCGGGGCCAACGUCGCCGCCGCCGUGAAGAUACUCAAAUCUGGAAAGUUGCCGAAAGACGCGUGGGUGGUCACCUUACUGAACGACACCGGCUUGAAAUACACACCAGUUCCAGAGGAAUUAAUUAAAUAGGCAUAAGGUACAUAUUAUUAUUUAACGAAUGGUCCGUAAUUAUUCUAAUAUAGGUCAUAAUUAUGUCAUAAUUAGUGUAAGUUAAUUGUAUAUUUAAUAAAAAAGUUAUAAGUAUUUAUGUUUAAAGUUGAUUAUAAAUUCGUAAAGCAUGACUUCGUUUUAUGAUGUAAUAUAAUAAAGAUAUUGUUAUCUAUAUUAAAACUUGUUAGAAUCAUAAACUCACUAUCUAUAGCAAUUAUUGAAAGUAUUGAAUACAAGUUUAAAAAUUUACAUCCUUGUUUUUUUAAUUGUUAAUAUUCGAACGAUAAUCGUUAUAUUUUUAUGUAAAUAAUAUUCUUUUAUAAUAUUAUCAAUGGUAUACCAGUAUAUCCUGUCCAUUUUGCAAUACUAAGAUAUUAAAAACAGA